UGGGUGUGAAUGUAUGGGUGCGGACGUGGAUCUUCGAUUCUCUUCCAGUCCACUUCAUACCCACAUCCACACCGCACAUCUAGGCUCAAACAAAGACUCGGAUCCACACUCACACUCUAGGGUGUGAGUGUGGGUGGGUGUGUAACUUAUAUAGAGAAGAUGGGGACCCACACUCACAACCAUACCCACACCCACACCUACUCACACAAUGAAGUGUACUGAUUCUUUUCUAUGAAAACUAUGGUGAGCCCUGAUCAAUUGUCAAGCGAUUUAUUCUCUUGUUGAUCUAACGGUCGAUUGAAUUCUUCACACUUUUUUUCCUAAACAUUUCGAUGGGCAUAUUGAUAUGUUUCUCUAUUGAGCGGAUUUAUCAAAAUUCAUUGGAAUUUAUUUUCACAGAAGUUUUAUAAAAAAAGAAAACGUUUCAAAGAAAUCUACAGCGACAAAGGUCUUUUCUUCCAUGCGAAUAUGAUUCUUAUCAAAUAAUGGAAAUUCACUAACGAUUUCUAAGAUGUUCAAAGAAGAUCAAAUUUUUCUGAAAAAUUCACGAUUUUAGUUUGAAACCUUUGCUAAAGAUGAGGAACAGUCUUCAAAAUCAGAAUAUUAUCUUAAAUAAAACUCAUUUCAAUCGAGAUUAUAGUGAAUGGGUGUGAGGUAUAGAUGAAGAGAAUACCUUCAACCAUAUCACUCACUCCACUCGCAUUCAUCUACACCCUCCUAGGAUCAUCUCACUUCUUCUGUGCAAUGCAACUUAUUUCGAUUCCAACUUAACUUGAUCAGAAUAAAAAUUUGAAAGCAAUUCAAUGUUUGCCAUUUUCUUUUUGGGCGACCUUUUUAUUAUUUCGCUAUAAGGAAAGAUAGUGGUAUAUUUGAUCAAUUUCAAAUACGCUCGUCCUUUCUUUUCUUGACAUCGAUGCCCUAUAUAGAGACGCAUUCUAUGAGAUAAGAAUUGAUUAUGAUGUCAUUUUAUAGCAAACAAGAGAAAUAGUUCUCAGUUUUUUUUAAAUAUAAGGUGGCAUUUAUUGCACCUUUCAUUUGUUAAAUAGCACUUCGCCCACAUAUGUUUGGGUACGAGUGGACACUAUUGUUAGUUAUUGUCUUUCAAAUUUUGCCAAUAGGUGGUGCUCCAAAACAAUUAUCCACAGAUCUUUCUCGUCUUCUCAUCAUUUCUCUCGAUGGUAGUACGAAGAAAAUUAUAUUAUCACUAGUCGAAAUAUCAAGUUUUACUUUUAUUCAAAGGAUUUCGUCAUCAAUAUUUUCAUACACAUGCAUUACCAGCAUUGAAUCAAUUUCGAAAUGAAGGAGUAUUUGCUACAGAAGGAAUGCAAGCUACAUUCUCUACUAUGACUUAUCCCAAUCAUAUUUCCAUUGUAACAGGCAGUCGUGAUGAAGGUCAAUGGUCGGACCCGAAGGUUGAACCGAUUUGGAUCACAGCAACGAAACAGGGUAUGUCGAAUGUCAAACAGAUCAUUCGACCAUUUUUUGAAAAAUAUAUUGAUCCAUCCAUGGUCGAAGAAAAUAUUAUUGUUGGUGGUCAAUUUAGUGUUAUUCCACGUGAAGGACAAACUCAACAAGUGAUCGAUGGUCUACGUCGAAUUCCCAAUGUAACAGUAUAUAAACGUAAUGAACUGCCACAACGCUUUCACUAUUCAAAACCAGAUCAUCGACUUGGUGAAGUUUUUGUAAUACCAAACGAAGGUGUCAUAUUUUUGAAUGUAAGUGUAGAAAAAUACUAA
Rotaria sp. Silwood1 is the source of this 1736-nucleotide messenger RNA. NCBI's taxonomy places the organism in Eukaryota, Metazoa, Rotifera, Eurotatoria, Philodinida, Philodinidae. The record is from the annotation of a GenBank genome assembly.